Messenger RNA from Oncorhynchus nerka (sockeye salmon), 6648 nucleotides. Its product is annotated as leucine-rich repeat-containing protein 4B-like. Gene Ontology annotation, molecular function: signaling receptor binding. The transcript is spliced from 3 exons. Gene Ontology annotation, biological process: regulation of postsynaptic density assembly; regulation of presynapse assembly; synaptic membrane adhesion. Gene Ontology annotation, cellular component: glutamatergic synapse; postsynaptic density membrane; plasma membrane. Bases 714 to 2969 code for a protein of 751 amino acids. The record is from RefSeq and is a predicted model, not a curated record. Lineage: Eukaryota; Metazoa; Chordata; Actinopteri; Salmoniformes; Salmonidae.
GUUUGCUGCCUGCGCGCGUCUCCAAGGAUGAGAAGAUGCUUGGAUGCAUCCAUUACGGAUUUCAUUCUUAUUUGAACUGACUAACGAUUUAACUAUGUUAAUGUAUACGUUUCUGCACCCUGUUCGUGUAGUUUGUGGGUUCUGCUUAUGUUGAACGUGCUAUCGGUGUAUGAAGUCCCUUCGUUGCGUUGGUGCUGCGGAAUACAAGAGAGCCGAGCUAACAUCCGUGGAAGAGAGCUAAUCAAUUUAGAGAAGAGAAAAAGAGGGAUAGUUAAGGGGUUGGGGAACUGACGAGAAGAGAGGGAACGAAAGGAGAGAGAACGUCGACCUCACACCCCAGAAAUUGAAACAGAAAGUGAGGAGCAUCUACCCUCCAUAGAGACACUCCUUUCAAGAGCCGAUUCACCAAACAUCUCCUUUUUUAUUGGAAUAAUUGUCAGGGGACAAUUAUUAAUUCUCUAAAAAAAAUAUGCUGAAAAAUAGACGGCAUUCUAUAUUUAAACUGACAUGAACAAAGUCAAGUGAGGAAAUAUAAAUGAUAAAUCAAGAGACCAUUUAAUAUCUAACCGUUCUUCAUGGUUUUGAAAACGACUUGAAAGAGAAGAAUAGAAUGUACUGGUAAAAUGAACAUCAAGAGAACUGCUUAAUUGUCUUGUAAUCAGAGGUGAUUUAUCAACAUAAUAGAACUAAGGGUGGGUCAUGACCAAUUUGCCAUGCAUGUUGUCAUGAUGACCAGCCCCUCCACCCCCUCCCCCCUCCUCUGGUUGGUCCAGCUUUUGCUGUGGCUUCACCACCAUGGACCUCAGCUGACAGAGGCCGUGCCCCCAUGUCCCAACCCCUGUAGCUGCUCCAAUCAGGCAAGCCGCGUCAUCUGUACAAGGAAGAGUUUAGAGGACGUACCAGACAGUAUAUCUGUGAACACAAGAUACCUCAACUUACAAGAGAACACGAUUCAGGUGAUAAAGUCAGACACGUUCAAGCACCUGCGGCAUUUGGAAAUACUGCAGCUCUCCAAGAAUCACAUCCGACAGAUUGAGGUGGGCGCGUUCAAUGGCCUGCCAAACCUCAACACCCUUGAGCUCUUUGACAAUCGCCUCACGCUGGUACCAUCGCAGGCCUUUGAGUACCUCAGCAAGCUGCGGGAGCUCUGGCUACGGAACAACCCCAUCGAGACACUGCCAGCGUACGCCUUUCACCGCGUUCCCUCCCUGCGCCGGCUCGACCUGGGCGAACUCAGAAAGCUGGACUACAUCUCUGAGGCCGCCUUUGAGGGCCUGGUCAACUUGCGCUUCCUGAACCUGGGCAUGUGCGGCCUGAAGGACAUCCCCAACCUCACACCCUUGGUCAGACUGGAGGAGCUGGAGCUGUCAGGAAACCAGCUGGGGAUCGUCAGGCCGGGCUCCUUCCAGGGCCUGGUGUCACUGCGCAAGCUGUGGCUCAUGCACUCCAAGGUGACGGUCAUUGAGCGCAAUGCCUUCGACGACCUGAAGAACCUGGAGGAGCUCAACCUGUCCCACAACUCUCUGCAUUCACUGCCCCACGACCUCUUCACCCCGCUGCACCAGUUGGAGCGGGUGCACCUUAACCACAACCCCUGGGUGUGCAACUGCGAUGUCCUGUGGCUCAGUUGGUGGCUCAAGGAGACAGUGCCCAGUAACACCACAUGCUGUGCCCGUUGCCACGCGCCCCCAGUCCUGAAGGGCCGCUACAUCGGUGAGCUGGACCAGAGCCACUUCACAUGCUACGCUCCCGUCAUCGUAGAGCCACCCACCGACCUCAAUGUCACAGAGGGUAUGGCCGCGGAGCUGAAGUGUCGCACUGGCACCUCCAUGACGUCUGUCAACUGGCUCACCCCAAAUGGCACCCUCAUGACCCAUGGAUCGUACCGCGUCAGGAUCUCAGUCCUUCACGACGGAACCCUGAAUUUCACCAACGUUACUGUGCAGGACACGGGCCAAUACACCUGCAUGGUGACCAACUCUGCAGGCAACACCACGGCGACUGCAGUGCUCAACGUGUCCUCCUCCGACUCCAGCAACCCCUACAGCUUCUUCACCACCGUCACUGUUGAAACCGUGGAAACAAACAAUGGUGAGGAUGCUGGGAGGCAGUACAUCAACGAAACCUACGUACCACCAGAUUACCUGGGUCCCACUUUUUCAGGAGGGGUACUGGGUAAAGGCAGGGCUGGAUUCACCAUAUCUCCAUCUCGCUCUUCUCUCCACUCUUUCUCCCCGCGUGCCACCAGAAACACUGAAAAUACAGUCACAGUGUCGAUAAUGGAUGUCACAAACAUUACUGGCCUGGACGACGUGAUGAAGACCACCAAGAUCAUCAUUGGCUGCUUUGUGGCCAUCACCUUCAUGGCAGCCGUGAUGCUUGUGGUCUUCUACAAGCUGAGGAAGCAGCACCAGCUGCACAAGCACCAUGGCCCCACCCGCGCUAUUGAGAUCAUCAACGUGGAAGACGAGAUUGGUGCCGGGGCCGGGAGCGGCAUCUCAGGGGGAUCGACCAUGCAAUCUGGGUGCGGAGGAGACGGAACAUUGAGGAUGCAUCACCCGGAAAUAGUCAACCUUCCCAACAUUGGGCGAUCAGAGCAUCUUAACCAUUACUACAAGGCCAAUCAUUUCAACAACAAUGUGAUGGGUCUGAGCAUUGGGACAGGGGCAGGAGUCGGUACUCUAAGCAACAAGAACAAUCUAUCUCCACUUAACCAGCAAGGCCAGGAUAUCCCAAUCUCCUGUACACAGGUUCCAAUCCCCUCCGCCACUUUCCAGACCAUGUCUGGAAAUGGCACCAACACCAACCCUCUUUCUGUUUCCCCACCUCUGCCAAUGUCCCUCCCCAUGCCCCCCAUGGGAUUACAUGGAUCGAUCAAGGGUUUCAUGGGCCAGAACCAGAACCCACAAAUGGAACCUCUUCUGUUCAAGGGAAACUCAAAGGAAAACGUUCAAGAGACUCAAAUUUGAGAACAAAGAGUGAGGAAAGAGAGAGAGUGCAAGGGAACGACAGAGAGGGGAUUGAUGGCUGGUUUACGCACUGAAUGAUUAGACACUACAGUGCAUUGACAUUACACCAAGAGAGAGGAUAGACUGACACCGCAAUACACAAACGCAUAGGCUGGUCAGCUAAAGUGUACUGAGCCAAGGAUUACCACAAUGGGCCACUCGUGUUUGUAGUAACGGUCACGGCAAUGGAGUUAAAUAUCGAACAUCGCUACAAUGUAAAUCUGUGCCAAAGCAAAUGUUUCUUGCAGUUUCUAUGAGUUGUAUUCACAUAGAAGAAAGUACUGUGGCUCAAUUCCCUAAGUCAUUGUUGGCCAGUCUGUCAAGACAUGCACAGCACGUACCACAUUGAAGUUUGAGUUAUGAGACAUAACAGGACUAGACAUUUCUAGUCAUUUCUCUUUUACAGAAAACACUUGUGAAAGACACUCUGGUAUAAACUCAAUAGUCUCCCUUGAGGCCGUAGGUAGGCAUAAAUGGAAGGACAAAGGGUACAGUACAGUACAAAUUACUGUGAAAAUUCACAAAUUCUAUAAGUAUAUUUUCAUUUGAGUAUGUAACAUUGCAGAUUCCAAUGCAGAGAUAUUUUGGAGGAUGUAUGAGCUGUAAUAGUUUGUUUUGUGAAUUAUCAGGGGUGGUGAUUGUGAAGGUUGAAUUAUACACUACAUAUGUUUUGAGUUUGGCUACUCAUCCAAAACAGAAGGGCUCAAUUGCAACACUCAUUGUGAUGCUAUGAAUUUGGCUUCCAUGAAUAUUGUAAAAUCGUAGGAGAGGUCCCCCAGUGUUCUAUAAGACAAGCUUUUGUCUGUGAUUUACAUUUACAUUUAAGUCAUUUAGCAGAUGCUCUUAUCCAGAGCGACUUACAAAUUGGUGCGUUCACCUUAAGACAUCCAGUGGAACAGCCACUUUACAAUAGUGCAUCUAAAUCUAUAUGUGAUAACUGGACAAUUCUGUUCUGGUUUGUUUUGAGAGUAUAUUCCAUAUAUUCCAGCAGGCUACUUGAUUAUUCAAAUGAGAGCUUCAGGUGCCUGCAUGUGCCAUCAGCAAAUGCAGGUGAAAUAACUAAACAGUGAGCUAAUAUCAUGCAAAGAAUUGUAUGGGCAAUGGAAAUGUUGACAAAAUGUAAAACAACAGAUCAGUGGCAAGAUAUUUGCUAGAAGUGGGGAAUUUGUUAUGAACUCCUUUCUCAUGGUGACCAUUUUGAUGCUACACAAUGCCGUCAACAGGGUGAUUAAAAUGCCUGUCUUUGCCAUGGCAUUCAGUCGGUGGGUUCAACCACCAUAUUUGGUUUAGUGUAACAGAAAUGAAUGAUAAUAGUAUUUGGUUGUGUGACAGUUGGACAAACCACCUUUUUACAGUGUACCUUUCAUGUGUUGAUACCAUUUAAAGCUUUGUGCAUUUAAACUGUCUUCAAUUAUUUUUGCUUAGUUUGAUAUAAUGUGUACAAUUGUCUAGCCAUGUAUCAUUCACAUAAAUAAAUAAAUCAUAUAUCGAGGUCAUGGAGGUCAGUGGAAACCAAUUGAAAACAAACAAUAGUUAUAAAGAGUGAUACAGUAGGCUACAUUUAUAAAUAUAGGUUGAACCUAUAUGGUAUACGAUUCACCCAUUAGUCAUCUUGGUAAUCCUAGUAUGAUGUCUGUUCUUAAAUAUCUCAUGACAGGCUUUUAGUCGUUCUAAUGAGAGAGUUACAUUGGCAUUAAAAGGACGCUUAAAGUGGCACAGAAUCCAGUUUGUCUCCUGAAAAAGCUUCCGCUUCACUUCUUAACCUCAAGAAAAUCUGAAAAUGGUUGUUGCAAUUGAGAGCAAACUGAACACGCCAACCAUAUUCAAGUGUAAGAGCGAUUGUUGAGAUUAGAUGUAUGUGUAACUGUAAUACUACACACAGCAAGUAGUAUUUUUGUAUAUGGAGGUGAUCUUGCACCAACAUGCUGCUCUGUGUGAUUUGUUAUCCACUCAACAUUUCCUUUUGCUGCACCCCUCUCUCCUCGCAGAGCUGCAUACAUUUUCAGAGCUGGUGCCUUGAGUGAGUGGGGAUGGUUGGUUCUUCUGGUUACUCCCAUAAUGAGAAACAAAGGCGCAUGUUUUGGGGAAAUAAUGAUAACAUGAAUAAUAAUAUGGUCAAUUCUGAUAGAACAUAUGAUUAUAUCUGUUGUGUUAGACAUUUACAUAGGGCUUUCAUUUAGUUUGAUCAGGAUUAGUAUAUGAAAACAACAUGCAAAACUGUAGUCAACAACGGAUCAGUUUAUAGGUUGCCCAACCAAGGAACUAUGAGGGAGUUUUUCCUUUAUGUUUUACACCCAGUUUCAGUAAUUAUGGUACUUCUUCUGAAAAAGCGUGAAGUAGAAUAAUGAUAUAGUAUUUUACUAAUGUGGUCCGGCAGACACUUUUUGCGAGCAGGGUUCAACUGUUUCCCUACUGAGACGCUACUAGAAUAUAAAUGAAGACUAAAAACUCCAACAUAUGGCUGCACUGGUGAUGUGCUACAUUUGGUAACUGCCCUGUCAGGUUUCAAAAAGCAUAUUAAAUACCUCUGAGUGUGCUACAUGAGAGUAAACCACAGAACAAGAUCUUGGAAUUAUAAUAUUUGGCCCAAUGUUUGAUGAUCAACAUCGCAAUUGUAGACAUGUCACUUUCAUACCAUUGGAGAAACUAUGUCUAUUAUUAAGCUAUAUUAUUAUUUAUACAUUUUGUAUUAUUGUUGUUAUUAUCAUUAUUAUUAUAAGGACCCUGUUACACCCUGAAAUGAAUGGUGUAGUAAAUGUCUACCCAACAGGAAUAUGAUGGAAGAAAUGCACAACAGGAACUACUAUACAGUCACUACUAAACCAUGCCCGAGUAACAACACCAGUAAAGAACACAUGAACUUUGACAACUAUGUCAUCUUUACUCUACUUUACAAAAGAAGAUGAUGAUGGCCUCUUGCAACAGAUGGAAUACUGAGUCUGUCAUUGUCAACCUCCCCCCCCCCCUCCUCCCCCCACAGUAAUGGAAUACUGUAUUGUAAACCACAAACUGACCUUUUGGUACGCGAUUGCGUUUGAUAAACAGAACGAGAAACUGAACUAUGUUGUUUUCUGGAAAGCUUUUUAAUGACGUGAAAGAAAUGAAGUUAAGCUAUAGCAAACAUAUAGAUUUCUUUAAAUGCAAAAUAAUAAAAGCAUCAUUUUUGUGUUCAUUUGUUUAAAAGAAUUCCGCAAGUGUUGGUUGUAUCUGAAGUGUAAUAUUAUUGAUAUGGUCAUUAUCAAUGUACUGUCAUCUGAUGUCACUUAUAAAUCAUAAACCCAGGGAUACAAAAUGGUGUAGUAGGAGGUUUGAAACAUUGUACUACUUUUCUAUUCAACUUUGGCCACAUCAAUACAUAUGGUAUUUACACUUCUAUGAUUGUCUUACAAUGACUGAGAGGUACUAUACGUUGCUGUCGAUGCCAGUUUGGCUUAACUUUCUGCCAGCUGUGAAGAAUAUUUCUCAUUAAGAACUGUUCAACACACACAGUUCCAAUUUAGUUUUGUUGUUUUCCCAUCUUGAGCACCACAUACUACAAAACACUUGAGUUUAUCAGUUAAGCCAGGUAAUAUUCUGAUGACAUGAUAAUACAUUAAGUUACGGCGUGGAUUUUAUAACACAAAAAUGAAAUGAAUUCUGA